AUGAAUAUAUUGGAGAUGGAUCUGUGGAUGUCGACGGCACCGCCGACGAAUUCGACGAAUCUGAUGAUGUCGCCGCUGAUCGAAGAGCCUCCGAACAAUUGCACAUUCUACGAAUGGUCGCGGAAUCCAGUUCACGCCAAAUUCUUCCGAAUUUUCUCUAUCAUUUCUGUGCUAACGGUUCUGGUGGUGGUGGUAGUACUGGGAAAUGCGCUAGUUAUUGCGGCCGUGCUCCUUCGGCGGCGGCUCAGAUCCGCUACGGGUCUUUUAAUUCUUUCGCUAGCUGUUGCAGAUCUUUUGGUGAGGCAUUUCAUUCAAAGCAAAGUCAUGUUAAUUUUUGCAGGUGGGUAUAGUGAUCCUGCCGUUCAGCAUCGCCAACGAGGUGCUGGACCAGUACUGGAUCUUUGGCGAGAGCUGGUGCACGAUCUGGCUGACGAUGGACAUCUGGAUGUGCACGGCGUCCAUCUACAACCUCGUUGCCAUCUCCAUCGACCGCUACAUCGCCAUCAUCAAGCCGCUCAACUACCCGAUGUUGGUGACAAAGUUCCGGGCCAGAUGCACGGUAGCCAUCGUCUGGAUCGGCAGCUUCAUCAUCUGCUCGCCGAGCUUUUUCCUCGCCUCUUCGAUCAAAAAUAAAGACACUCCGUGCCAUUGCACCCCGGCGAACGCCGGCCGGGCAUACGUCGUUUUCUCGGCCUCCAGUAGUUUCUAUAUUCCAAUGAUCAUCGUCGUCUUUGUCUACUUCCGAAUCUACAUUGCCGCCCGUGCAGCCACCAAGAGCAUUUACUCAGGUAGAAUUUACUACUUUACAUUGUGAGCGCCAAAAAAUAUCUUUGCUCUUUGCAUCACGAUCAACAAUUAAAAAAAAGCUCGUUCCUUUGACCAAAAUACGCUCCAUUGAAAAUGCCUUCUCUUCUGAGAAAGCUGAAACAUGAACCCUGACAGAAUCGAUAUUUUAAAGUUCUUUUCCUCUAAACCAAAAAGUGUCCAUGGAGCACAUUUACAAAAACAUUUUAGCCAAACUUUGUUGACCAAUUCUUGGAGCCUUUUUUCGGCCUUUCGAUCAACCAGAGAGACAUUCUUCAGGCAUGAUGAGCGUCACGGCGACGGCCAACAAAAAGAACGCGACAACGAAAAGCUACUUGCUCAAUCACCCGAAUGUCCUGUCGAAAGACUCGGUUCCGAUGCUCCGCGUUCACCGGGGCUCUUCCGUCGUCUCACACGCCGCCCAAAACAAACCCGUUAAAACCAUGUUAGUUGUCCCGCUUUUAUUUUCAAUCGCGCUCCAUUCAACUAAGGCCUUUUUCCCGCAAAACAGAACGGAUGAUGAGUGCAGAAUAUGAGCAAAAAAAACGUUUCGGCGACGUCUGAAUCUUUCAUGACGCCUGAAAACUAAAUAAAUAUAUAAAUGAAGAGAGAGAUAGAAUUUUCCCUUCUUAUAAUUAAGAACGUAUACGCAAAACUACACGCAUAAUCGCGCACCGUUUAUUAUUCAAUACAGCGACGUUCUCUAGAGGAAUUUCCAUUCGUUUCCAGGAGUUUGAUCGCUGUCGACGUCACGAAUUGGAAUAAGUAAAUCUCGAAGUUGGAAACUGAUUAUUUAGCUUUGAAUAAGUCUAACUUCUGACGUUCCUUGAAAACCGAGUAUUCAUCACUUAAGCGAUGAAAUUCCUAGAAGUCGAAAGAAGAACAAAAAUGAGACUUGUUUUAAUUAAGAGUGAGAGAUUGAAACUUGAAACUGGAGAAAAAAGCGAGAUUUCAGACAUGAGAAUCGCUACCGACGCGAGGAUUCGGCGAACAUGGAAAGUGCGGCGGAUAAACUGAGAAAGUCCAGCGAGACCAACACCUCGGCGACCAACUCUCCGAACCUCGACGCAGCUCAGAAACGACGUCGUUUCACACAAGACGGGGGAAGUCCUAGGGCCGCUUCGAACCGCGUCGCCUCCAGCACUGCCAACAGAACUCAACAGAGGAUCAUCAGCUCAGAGUCUUCUGAAGACUCUUUUGGGUUGGUUCUCUUGCCUUUUGACUUUGUUUGACAUUUUUCUCGCAAUCCUAGAAGUUCAAUGUCUGCUUGUAGGUUGUACGAUUUAAAAUAUUUUCCAAAACGGAGAGCCUCAGAAGAUUUUAUUCUAACCAGAAAAAUUUCAGAAACCCCUCGCCACCGACUGAAUUGGCCACGAAUCAUCAGGACAACACGUUGCACCCGAAGAACGUCGAAACCAACGGCUGUCCGAAGAGCAUUCUGAACAGCAUCAAAGAAGACGUCAAGCCGCCGCCGACGCCUUCCAAGAAAUCGAUGAACCCACUGUCGAUGCUGAUGCGACGUGGGCAGAAGAAGAAGUCCAGCGGGGCCUAUGAGAAACGGCUUUCCCUCGAGAUCAAAGCCGCCAAGACGGUGGCGAUCGUCACGGGUUGCUUCAUUUUCUGCUGGCUUGGCUUCUCGCUCGUCUACGGCCUGGAGAUCAAGCUAAACGACGUCGUCUGGUCGAUUGUCUUCUGGUUGGGUUAUCUGAACUCGGCGCUCAACCCCGUCAUUUACACCGUUUUCAACCGCGAAUUUCGGAUUUGCUUCAAACGGCUUCUGACGUGCCAUCAUCUCAACCAUCCGACCCAUGUCAAGGUAAAUUUAAAAAAUCUUUCUUAACAUUUUUGUACAAAUAUCUCAACUUCUCCCUUCCAGUACACCAACAACAACUCGUACAACUCGACGGCCCGGAGCAACAACAUAAUUUCCCGACCUCCGCUCCACCAAGCGGCUCUUCCAGCCCCAACUACCGUGUCCAACAACGUCAGUCCGCCUGGCUAUCAUGCCGUUCGACAGUAA
Messenger RNA from Caenorhabditis auriculariae, 2824 nucleotides. The record is from the annotation of a GenBank genome assembly. NCBI's taxonomy places the organism in Eukaryota, Metazoa, Nematoda, Chromadorea, Rhabditida, Rhabditidae.